Molecule: messenger RNA, 5167 nt
Organism: Drosophila virilis
Lineage: Eukaryota; Metazoa; Arthropoda; Insecta; Diptera; Drosophilidae
Gene: Atet
Product: ABC transporter expressed in trachea
Biological process (GO): transmembrane transport
Cellular component (GO): membrane
Molecular function (GO): ATP hydrolysis activity; ABC-type transporter activity; ATP binding
Source: RefSeq, a predicted model, not a curated record
CCAUGAAGAUGACUUCUUCUAUGCGCUACACAUUUCGAGACAACACUAUAAGCCUUGCAAGGGUAUAAAGACAAUAUAUCCAUUUUCUUGGUAUUUAUCUGGUUGAUGGGGGUAUUUUGUAUAAAUGUAAGCCAGAAACUGUUGUUGGUCGGGUUCGUUAGCAUCGACAUGCGCUGCGAAGUCGUCUCUCUCGGUGCAAGCGAGUACACGCGCACCUAAAAUGUACCCAGCCCAGGCCAGUCGGUGGGUGCGCGCGCACCGAGAAAUUCGCGCGAAACGAUUGGCGAUUGCGAGAAGGCAAUGUGUUCGCUGUCGGAAGUGGGGAAGCGGAAGCGGGCAAGUGGGGCGGGCAGCGGCAGAAACUCGUAUUUAUCGUAUCUAAAAGCAACGUAGCCGCAAACUAUAAACAAAUCGAGUUCUACUAACACAAACGCAAGUUGAUGACGUUGUCGCGGUGUUUGCUUGUUGUUGUAAUUGUUGUCGUUGCUUUGGAUAAAAUAUGUGCACCUCAAUAGCAGCUGUUGACCAUUUGGGACAGCAGCUGAUUGGCCCUUUCGCGGGCAACCGAUUGACAAUUGUUUGUCGGUUGGCGUAUUUGAUAUGGCAAAAGACAUAUGCCAAAAUCGUAGUCAAAUAUGUUUGUCGGAAUUAAAUUGUAAAAAUUCAGGCUCCCUCUAUUCAUUUUGUAAGAGGAAAUCGACUAAAAGUAGCUCCCUUUUUUUUGAGUGCAUGUUCCUCAGCAGUCUCAUGUGCUUUGUUUGAGUGUACGUGCUCUGCGUGAAUCAACAUAAAUAAACAACGACGGCCACAAAAAUACACAGCACAUUCGACAAAUGUAUACUUUAAAUAUGAACUUUGAACCACAACGCACACCAACCACAAAUGCAACUGGCUGCAGGGUUAAUUGUUUAUUUCUUCUAGCAUCAGCUAGAAUUCGUUGGCCACAGUUUAUAUAAAUUGUAUAUUAGUUUAUCAACCAUCAUCCAUCAUCAAUUAGCUGCGCUGAACUGGUUGCAAUAAGUAGUUUGCACCAAAAACGGUGUGUUUUAAUUGAUAUUGGCAGCUUUGGCAAAAGAAUUUCGUGCAGCCAGUCGGCAUAUUUUAUCAAUAGCAGACCAAUCAACGAGGGCAUCACACACGGCAUUUUAUGAAUGAAACGCAAAUUGAACUUUGCUCUUUACAAGCUCUACGAACGAGCUCUUGGAGCGCAGGCACAAAUCGUGAUUACGGUUGACUGACGAUUGACUAUUGACUAUUAGCAAUUGGUUAUUUGGCCCGUCGACUGGCUAUUGAUAAAUGUAAAAGCGUAAUUCAUGAUGUCCCGCCAGAUGACAGCUGAUAGUGUAGAGUAAAAAAAAAAAAGAAAAAUAAGCAAGCAUGCCAAACAGCUUGGAGCUGACAUUAAUCAACUGCAGCAGCAGCCCGGACAGCAAUGCGCAGCUACAUCCCGUCCAAGUGGAUGGCAUUCAGAACACCAGCUUCGAGGCAACUGUGCAGCAUUUGCCAUGCAGGCGAUCCGCCUACAUGGAGGCCUAUACGGAUGUGGCCAGGUGCAGGCGUUCGCUGUCCUUUGUCCAGACAAAGCUGACGAAGAACGGGUGUGUGAGCGCGCUGCAGCGGCCCGAAGACGGUGCUCCAUGCUGGCAGAAGCCAGUCGUGGUCAACUCCCAGAACAACUUGUGUAAUGGCCGGAUCAACGCGAACAGCCACAACAGUUACGGGCUGGCACCCAAAAUACAAAACCACAGCAACAGCCCGAACGGGCAGAAGAAAGGCACCAUCUCGCUGUCGCAUCUGCCGCAGCGUCCGCCCGUGGACAUCGAGUUCUGUGAUAUCUCCUACUCGGUGGCAGAGGGACAUAUACGUGGUUUUAAGACCAUCCUGAAGAGCGUUUCGGGCAAGUUUCGCAAUGGACAAAUAACGGCCAUAAUGGGACCCUCCGGAGCAGGCAAAAGCACACUGAUGAACAUCUUGGCUGGCUACAAAACCUCUCAGCUAAGCGGAUCAGUGCUGAUCAACAGCAAGGAGCGAAAUCUUCGGCGGUUCCGUAAGCUUUCCUGUUACAUAAUGCAAGACGAUGUCCUGAUUGCCAACCUGACCGUGCGUGAGGCCAUGAUGGUAGCCGCCAAUCUUAAGCUUGGCAAGAACAUGAUCAAGUAUGCCAAGUGCGUCGUUGUCGAGGAAAUAUUGGAUACCAUUGGACUGAAAGAAUCGGCCGACACGUUUACCUGUAAUCUUUCGGGCGGACAGCGGAAACGCUUGUCCAUAGCCCUAGAGCUGGUAAACAAUCCGCCGGUCAUGUUCUUCGACGAGCCAACCUCCGGCCUGGACAGCUCCACCUGCUUUCAGUUGAUUUCCCUGCUGAAAUCGCUGGCGCGUGGAGGUCGCACCAUAGUCUGCACUAUACACCAGCCGUCAGCGCGUCUCUUCGAGAAAUUCGAUCAUCUCUACCUGCUGGCCCAGGGUCAGUGCGUGUACGAGGGUCGCGUACAUGGCCUGGUGCCGUACCUUUCAUCCCUCGGCUAUGAAUGCCCCUCGUACCACAAUCCCGCUGACUAUGUGCUCGAGGUCGCUUCCGGAGAGUACGGCGAGGCAGUACCCAAGCUGGUCGAGGCCGUCAAAAGCGGCACGUGCAAGAAGUACAUGCACAAGGACUAUGGGCUCAAUCUAGCCAACGCCAAGGGCAUAGCCAACGACAUUAUCAAGGGCAGUGGCAGCGGCUUUGACAAUUGCAACGCCAAUAGCACGGAAGCAUCGACGGCUGUUGCGACGAUCCGGCUGGAGGAUGAAAAGUCGCCAAUUACACUGGAACCUAUAAGCUAUGCGGACGCGGACGAGCCAGCUGAGCUGAAACCACCAAAGCUGGAGGCACAGCAAUCACAGAACUCCGAAUGCAGCGCUGUUAACAUGCCCAUAACGAACGAGGACAGCUGCAGCUUCAGUUCGUCGAAAGGUGGCCAAAGCCAAAAUGCCGUAUCAGGCGGCACAAAUGCCGUAGUCGGCUGCAUGACCUCGUUGCUGGACUCGCACGAAAGUGUCGUCACGCUGCCCAACAAGACAGGCUUCCCCACCAGCGGCUGGACGCAGUUUUGGAUACUGCUAAAACGUUCGUUUCGGACAAUUAUGAGGGAUCGUAUGCUGACCCAUAUGCGGCUGGCUUCGCAUAUUAUUGUGGGUGCGAUCAUCGGGAUGAUCUACUACGAUGUGGGGAACGAGGCCAGCAAGAUUAUGAGCAAUGCGGGCUGCAUCUUCUUUGUCUCUCUGUUCACCACGUUCACGGCCAUGAUGCCCACCAUUUUAACAUUUCCCACAGAGAUGUCAGUGUUCGUACGGGAACAUCUCAACUAUUGGUACUCACUCAAGGCGUUCUACUUUGCCAAGACCAUCGCCGACAUUCCCUUUCAGAUUGUCUUCUCUAGCGUUUUUGUGCUGGUUGUUUACUAUCUAACCUCUCAGCCGAUGGAACUGGAACGCAUCUCGAUGUUUGUGUUCAUCUGCGUGCUUAACUCUCUCGUGGCUCAGUCUCUGGGACUCCUCAUUGGUGCCGGAAUGAAUGUCGAGUCGGGUGUUUUUCUUGGACCCGUCACGACGAUACCAACCAUUCUGUUCUCGGGCUUCUUCGUCAACUUUGACACUAUACCGGCCUAUUUACAGUGGGUCACGUAUGUUAGCUACGUGCGCUACGGCUUUGAGGGCGCCAUGGUUUCCAUUUACGGCAUGGAUCGCGCCAAAUUGCAUUGCAACGAGAUAUACUGUCACCAUCGCGUUCCCAAGAAGUUCCUCGAGUGGAUGUCAAUGGAGGAUGCACGCUUCUGGGUCGAUGCGGUAGCUCUGAUAGGAAUCUUUUUCGCACUGCGUAUUAUUGCCUACUUUGUGCUCCGCUGGAAGCUGCAUAUGAUACGCUAAGGAGAAGGACUUUCCUUUCCAUCUAACCAAUGUAAAUAGAGGACGCGCAAUUGGAAUUAUAUUAGAUUUCAAGUACUGUAGAUAGGCGUAGUUUAAUGGUGCUUCGAAUUUUCGUUUCACGUUUAUUUGCUAUAGAAUAAAUACUCUGUAUAACAAGGGGAUAUUAUCAGACACGGAUUGUAGCUGUUCCAUGUACGAAAUAUGUAGAGUACACUCACUCAAAUCGCAAUUCCCAUAAAGUUGUACAUUUAUAAAUAGGCAAGCAUGAAUAGGCACGUUCGACGCCAACCAAUAUGAUCCCUAACGUAUAAAUCUUGUGACCAAGCAUAAGAGUCUGAACUUAAAUAGGUUGAAAAAAUUAUAAACAAAUUGUAGAAAAGUCGUCAAGUAGCUAUAUUGUUGUGUACUUUCCGCAAAACUUCUGCUUUACUCAAUUUUGUUAGCCCAAAAGAAAAACCCAACGUUAUAUUGAUCGUUCCGUCCCCAUGUUAAAGGCUUUCGUAAAUCAAAUCCACCUCUUGACAACAUUUUAGCUUUUAACUUAAGCCCCGCUCACCAAUUUGUCUUUAGUAAGAGUUCAACCGUAUAAAAUGGAACGCGCUUAGAGCCCAAAUCAAAUAAUAUAGUAUGAACUUUGUGAUACAGAACACUGCAAUUAAACAUUUUGAAUCUACAAAUAUGACGAAAAAUCGUAGAAACGGGAACGGAAUUCGAUUGUGUCCAGGCAAACUGGUGAUAUGAAGCAAUUAUUAUUAUUAUCACAAAUUUUACGAUUAAUCUUCAAUAAAAUAUUUGUAAUUUAAAAACGUAUGUGUUAUCACAUCAUCUUUGAAAUUAAGUAAAUGUUUAGUUUUAAUGUAAAAUAUCGCCAAAAGAAAUGCAAUAUUAAUUUUACAUCCUAUUCGAGCCCCAACCUAAAGUUAUGGAAAGCCAAAGACCUAUCCGAUAAAUUGGGAAAAAGUUCUUGGAUUAUUUUGCCCCAAUCAUUUAUACAUAAUUUGUGAUACAUGUAGAAAUAAAAAGCAAAUCUAAAUUAAUAUUAACUGCAAGCUGUGGCCACAUAUUAAGCAUCCUCUGAGGAGCAAAAUUUAUAAACAUUGUAAUUGUCUAUUGGGCAAAACAAUUAAAUAACAAAUUAUGUAUGUACAUUCUUAGUUGUUUAAUUGUAUAAUACAAAUACACACGCAUAUACAAACAGACACAACAACCCAGUAGAAUAUUUUUAAUAAAGAAACCAAAACUAUCAUUAUACAUAUUAUAA